Molecule: messenger RNA, 459 nt
Organism: Taeniopygia guttata (zebra finch)
Lineage: Eukaryota; Metazoa; Chordata; Aves; Passeriformes; Estrildidae
Source: RefSeq, a predicted model, not a curated record
AUGGACACCAGGAUGGUGAUCAGGAUCUUGCUGGUGAUGGGAACCGUGGUGGUGACAAGGACCAGGGUGAUCCCUGGGACCAGAAUGGAGUCCAGGGUGUACCCAGGGAAUGAGUCCCUGCAGAGGCAGCUGUGGGAGCUGGAGAUGCCCUGGGGCAGCCAGUACCAGGACAUGGUGGGGUGGCUGCAGGAGGACAUCCACAGCCUCAAGGAGGAGAUGGCUCAGCACCUGCAGGACUACCAGGACCUGCUCAACAUCAAGCUGGCCCUCAACACUGAGAUCACCACGUACCACAAGCUGCUGGAGGGCGAGGAGAGCAGGAUCACCAUCCCUGUGCAGAGCUUCUCCAACCUGCAGAUCCGAGAAACCAGCCUGGACACCAAAUCUGUGCCAGAAGCUCACGUGAAGAGGAACAUCAUGGUCAAAACCGUGGAGACCCGAGAUGCAGGGGUGAGGUGA